Messenger RNA from Balearica regulorum gibbericeps (East African grey crowned-crane), 186 nucleotides. The record is from RefSeq and is a predicted model, not a curated record. Lineage: Eukaryota; Metazoa; Chordata; Aves; Gruiformes; Gruidae.
GUUGGCCUUCGGCAGCUAGAUAUGUCAUUACUGUGUCAGUUGUACUCCCUGUAUGAAUCGAUUCAAGAAUAUAAAGGUGCCUGCCAAGCUGACUCUAAUGCAGACUGCUCGUACGCUUUGGAAAAUGGGUUUUUUGAUGAAGAGGAGGAAUACUUCUAGAAGCAGGAAGAUUCACCUCCAGGCUGA